Messenger RNA from Mercurialis annua (annual mercury), 1020 nucleotides. RefSeq lists its product as uncharacterized. Lineage: Eukaryota; Viridiplantae; Streptophyta; Magnoliopsida; Malpighiales; Euphorbiaceae. Gene Ontology annotation, cellular component: mitochondrial matrix. The transcript has 3 exons. The record is from RefSeq and is a predicted model, not a curated record. The coding region runs from base 109 to 783 and encodes 224 amino acids.
CCUAAAAAAUGAUCAACUUUAUUUGAUAAAGUGAGAAAGAGCUUAAAAUACACUAUCUUCUUCAUUUCAGUUAGGUAUAUGUAAUUAUGUUCUUAGAUUGAAAGCGCAAUGUGGAAGAGAGCGUUAUUCCGGCAGCCAGUAUGGCGGAUGCUAUCAAGUCGAAGCUCCACCACCACCACCAACAGCAGCAGCUCCACCACCAUAUCUUCUGCCGUUGACUCCAUUCUGCUCCGUUCGCUUAAAGAGCACUAUCUCGAAGUUUCUCGAAUGAACCCUCCUCCUAGAGUGAGCCCUCCAUCAGGGUUUGUGAUAAUGAAAGGAGCAUUAGACGGAAAUGGCCCCGUUCUCACUCGAACUUACGGGGAGGAACAAAUUAAUAUAUCCGUUAUGAGGAUGGCGAAUGUUAUACCUGGAGGAGGGGAGGAUAAUGAUGAUGGUGAUGACAUUAAUCAAUUGUUCCUUCACGUCGAUGUCUCAAAGCCUGGACUCAAGAAAUCUUUGCAUUUUCUUUGCGGGUUGUAUCCUGAUGCGCUUGGAAUUCACUCUGUUUCAAUGAGGUCUAAGGUCGAGGUUUCGGAUCUUCCGUCUGAAUACAAUGGCCCCCUUUUCGAGGAACUUGACGAGAGGAUGAGAGAUGCGCUCCACAAUUACAUAGAAGAACGAGGAGUCAAUGAGAGUCUGUUCAAUUUUCUUCAAGCGUGGCUGUACGUGAAGGAGCACCGGAGUCUUAUGCGUUGGUUUAAGACGGCAGGCACGUUCAUUAAUGAGAAGAAAAGUUCUUAAUAGUGUAUUAAUGUUGAUGUGUAAAAGAAAGAUUCAUGUGAUAGCCAAAAUGCUGAAGUGGUCUGAAGUUAGUGGUGUAUGAGCAGUUGGUGAGAGGUUAGUAGUUUAGGCUAAAAGAUUAUAGAGUUAAAAAGUUUACAAAAUCAUGCAUGCAGAUCUUGUUUUAAAUUGCUAGAUUUAAAAAUUUUGUUGAAUUGUCCCAUUAUCUAGUUGACAAUUUUAUGCAGGUUCUCUUGA